GCCGCUGUCAACAGGAAAGCUGGCCAAAAAGAUUGUUUGGCAACAUCACACGCAGUUUUCCUGUCAUGGAUCAAGGGCUGAAAAGGCUGCCUUUACUAGCUGUUCUCCUAAUAUUUUGGAGAUGUGCUUUUGGGUUUCCAGGUGGGGUUUACUCAAAAACCCAUCUCCAGUGGGGUCAGGAUACAGACAGUGCUUUUGCACCCCGUUCAGUCCAGUCAUCUCAGUCGGAAUCUCCAGUGACUAGGAGAUUUUCUGUUGAUGAAGUGGGCUCUAGUUUGAUCACUGAUAGAAGCCAGAUGAGCAGGUCCAGGUUUUCUACUCUACGCCAGUAUGUCAAGGGUGGUUUUUCCAGCAGCCAAGAGACAUCUCGUACCCAAACUGGCUCAGUUUCUUCAGCUUUGGCCGUGCCCCAAGAUGAACACCAGACAAGCAGUUUGACAUCUCUUCAACCCCAGGUUUCCUCCAGUUCAAGUGUUCAGAAUAUUGCAAGCCAGUUAGCCAGUGGACCGAGUUUGCAAAACCAGUAUCCUUCCUCAUCUCAUGGUGGUUCUGGUCUACAGUCGGCAGGUGGUUUCAGCCAAAUUGGUUCUCUCCAGCGUGAAGGCAUUACCAGUGGUCUUCCAUCAUCUCCAGGUGUCCCUAGUCAGCAUACCCCAGAGUCUCAUGUCAAGCUCAGUUCUUAUCCCCUAAUGGUUUCCAGCCAGGCCACCACUGAUCAAACUGAUUCCACCAGCCUUCACAUGUCUAGCACUCUGGAGAGUUCUGGCCCUUUAUUGGGAGUUUUGGGUUCUGCCUCUAGCUCUAAUGGUGACAUGUUGCUACAAUCUCAAAGCUCUUCUAGUCAGUAUGCCCCUGGAGCCUCUACAGAGCAUGUGUCCUCACCCUCCGUGAUCUCUUAUCAGCCUGCUGGUGACAAGGGAUCCCUCAGAAUCAAUGCUUCAGGCUCUGAGAACAGCUUUCCCCUUCAGUCGUCAGGAGCUGCUGUACAUGUGUACUCUUCAGAAAGCUUGUCUUCUAGUCCAUCUAUUGAGACUCAAGGCUCCACUUUUACUUCACAGGGCAGCCCUAUAACAGAACAAGUGAUAAGCUCUGGGCCAGUAAUUGUAACCACACAGGAAGUGAGCAGCGGUUCUAUUGGCUCCCCAUCUCAAAACAUAUCUAGCCAGUAUUCACCUGGUUCCCUGACACCUAGCAAGCUUGGUUCCUUGUCUCUGGGGGUUUCUAGCCAGUCCACAAGUGAUCAAGGCCUGUAUAUGUUCAGUGCUCCAAGCGGGUCUGUUAUGACACUAGCAAGUUCUAGUCAUUAUGUCCCAGUGCAGACAGGAAGCAGCUCUAGUGACCUCUCUUCUCCCAAGCCUCAAGGCACCUCUGCUGUGUAUGCCCCUUCAUCUCCCUCCAAGUAUCUAAAUGUUGCAGCUUCAUCACCCCAAAGUGUUUCUAUCCAAUCUGGAAGCAAUCAGCAUUUCCGUUGGCCGGUGGCACAGGUUGGCAGUGAAGCAGGAGAAUCCUGUCAGUUUAUGUCUUCCCAGGGAGGCAGCAGCUCUUACAGUGGUGCACUUUCCCAGCCUCAAUCUAGCCCAAGUAAAUAUUCAUCUGGCGCUCUUAAACCAACCUCGACCCAAACUGUUUCUAGACCAUUAACAAGUGUAGCAAGCUCACGUGGCAGUACUGGUGCUCCUUUUGGUGCCUCUAGUCAAUCGGCCUCACAGGGAAUGAGUAGCAGUUUCAGUGGCUCCAUGCAGUCUCUGGGUACAUCUAGCCAGUAUGCCCCAAGUUCACCUACAUUUUCCAAAUUUAGUUCCUCACGCCAAGUAUACAGUCAGUCCACAAGUGAGCCAGGUAUGCAUAGUCAAGUUCCAUCCACCUCACAGAUUGGCUCUUGGCCUCAAUCAGGAGUUUCUAGUCAGUUUGUGCCUUCCCAGGAAGGAAGUAGCUCUUACAGUGGCUCUUUCCCCCAGUCUCAAUCCAGCUCUAGUAAAAAUUCAUUUGAAGCCCAUAAACCCACCUCACCCCAAACUGUUUCCAGACCAUCAGCCAGUGUAACAAGCUCUCAGGGCAGUUCUGGUGCUCCUUUAGGAGCCUUUAGUCAAUUGGCCUCACAGGGAGUGAGUGGCAGUUCCAGUGGAUCUGCUCAGGGUACAUUUAGUCUGCCUGCUCCCAGUUCACCUACAUUUUCCAAGUUUAGUUCCUCACGCCAAGUAUACAGUCAGUCCACAAGUGAUCCGGGUUUGUAUGGUCAACUGUCAGCAACCUCACAGUUUGGCUCUCGGCCUCAAAAGGUAACUUCACAACUUUUACAAGCAGCAAGUGGCUUUAACAGUGGCUCGUUACCCCAGCCUCAAGGAUCUUUGGGUCAAUACGCCCCUGCAUUCCCCUCCAAAUACGUAAAUGCUCCCCUGGCAUCACAAGGUUUGGCCUCACAGGGAAUGAGUAGUAGUUUCAGUGGAUCUGCUCAGGGUACAUUUAGUCAGCCUGCUCCCAGUUCACCUACAUUUUCCAAGUUUAGUUCCUCACGCAAAGCAUACAGUCAGUCCACAAGUGAUCCGGGUUUGUAUGGUCAACUGUCAGCAACCUCACAGUUUGGCUCUCAGCCUCAAAAGGUAACUUCACCACAACUUUUACAAGCAGCAAGUGGCUUUAACAGUGACUCAUUACCCCAGUCUCAAGGAUCUUUGGGUCAAUAUGCCCCUGCAUCCCCCUCCAAAUACCUAAACACUCCCCUGGCAUCACAAGGUUUUGCCACCCAGUCUGCUACUAAGAGUUCACGUAGAGGGCUUACUACUUUCCUAGGUGGAAGUCAGUCAGGAUCUUCUCUCACCUUACAAGGAAGUGGCUCAUCGUCCAUGCCUCAAGGUAGCAUGAGUCCGUUUGUCUCUGGGUCUCCUUCCCAAUAUUCAAGCGCGUCCUUGUCCUCAACACAGAGUGUUGCCGGCCAGUAUAGCCCAGCAUCUCAAAGGGUGUACUCUGUGUCCCAGAGGCCACAAAGACUGGAACCAUCAGCCUCUAGUUGGACCCAAGGCAUUCAGUCCUCAGGUGCAGCUUUGUCACAGGGCAACUACCAGUCUCUACCAGUCCAGACUUCUGAUACAGCUUCAUCCCAGAGCACCUCAAGUGCGCAGAUGCCUAGUGGGUUCUCUUCAUCUCUGCCUGCCUUGAGCCAGAAUGUUGCACCUGUUGCCCAGAGUGGUCCGAUGUCUGCUGUUCGGAGAAGCCAGAGUCCUUUAGGUGGGGUCCAGAGACCGUCAAGGCUAUCUUCAUCUUUUCAAGCUCCCUCUGGCUCAACAAUCAAUGGCCAAAUGUCUGAACGCUUCUCUUCACACCAUGCUGCAGAUUCCAGUUUGCCUCCCUCUUCAGGCUUGAGUGCCCAACUGUCUUCAAGGGAAAUGUUCUCUGGUUCAUCUCUGCCACAAACUGCUCAGACUCUCAGUGAAUAUGGGUCCCAGUCACAUAACCAAGAGAGCACCGCUUCAGUGGCUAAUUAUGCUUUCCAGAUGUUUUCUGGUAACUAUGGCCAGGAUGCUUCAGUCAAAAAAAUCUACAGCUCAUCUGGAUGAUAUUACUGUCAAGGGCUAAAGGACAUUGCAACAAAUGUAACAUGUUUUCAAAAGAUCUAAAUGUGUUUUUAAAAUAAAUAUUUUUGCAACAAAGCUUUUUUUCUUGUGGGGUUUCAUUUAAAGACGUUCCCUUUAUGUGACUCUUGCCUCCUUACUGUGCUCAUUGUUUUUAU
Messenger RNA from Triplophysa rosa, 3727 nucleotides. Its product is annotated as mucin-4-like. The coding region runs from base 66 to 3554 and encodes 1162 amino acids. The transcript is spliced from 4 exons. Lineage: Eukaryota; Metazoa; Chordata; Actinopteri; Cypriniformes; Nemacheilidae. The record is from RefSeq and is a predicted model, not a curated record.